AUGACUGUAGGGGAGCGUGCAUGGCCAAGCUGCUCAACCAUAUUGGUUUUCUACAAUUUCAUUCUUUAUCCUUUCUUUCUAUCGCCCCUUCGAAACCUGCCCAAGGCCAAAGGCUUCAUUCCGCUCAUCGGCCAUACUUGGAUGAGGCUGCGUCAACCGACCGGGCAAGCAUUUCUCGAUACCAUCAAUGAGAUACCCAACAACGGCCUUAUACUGUCCCGAGGCAUCUUGCAUACAGCAAAUCUGAUUGUGACGUCGACGGACGCACUGGCCGACAUCUUGGUACACAGGAGCCACGACUUUGAGAGGCCACCGUUUACGAGAGCACUUAUGAAGAAGUUCAUCGGGAACAGCCUGUUGACAAUUGAAGGCGAAGAGCAUAGACACUUGCGUAAGAGCAUGACACCAGCCUUCCACUUCCGGAAUAUCAAAGGUCUGUAUCCCAUGUUUUGGGCAAAAUCGACCGAGUUCUGCCGUGCACUGAACAAGGAUCUGAGUGAGCAGCCGGAUCGAGUACUAGAGAUUGGGCAUUAUUCUACCCAGGUUACCAUGGACAUGAUAGGCCUGGCAGGCCUGGGUCGCGACAUUGAUUCUUUACAGCAUAGCGAUGAUGAAUUGAUCAAGAUGUACGAAGAGAUUUUCGAACCGACGAAGGAGAAGGUGCUCUAUUUCAUUUGCCAGAUUUCAUUGUCGCCUUGGGUGGUUGACAAGCUGCCAUGGGGACUUAACAAAAAGCUAAAGGUCGGGAUGAGCCGCUUGAAAAAAUUAUGCAGUGAGUUUGUGGCUGAAAAAAAGGCCAAAAUGGAGCUCGAGAGCGCAGGCAGCCAGGGAAGCCGAGAUAUUCUAUCCUUAAUCAUUAGAAGUAAUAAUUUCUCGGACGACAAUCUUGUGGACCACCUUCUUACGAUGUUAGCGGUUGGUCACGAAACGACAUCAUCCACUUUGACAUGGUCGUCGUACCUCUUAUCCCGACACCCUGACGUUCAAAGCCAUCUGCGGUCAGAGAUCCAUGAAUACAUACCAGAUCCAAAGGUGCUCUUGAACUCGGCCUUUGACGUCGCUGGCCUCUUGGAAAGCAUGCCCUGCCUUAACGGCGUGUGCAACGAAGUGCUUCGACUCUUCCCCACGGUUCCUGUAACCACGCGCGUCGCUAUCCACGAUACAACAGUUGCGGGGCACUACAUCCCGACUGGAACAAUGUUUUAUCUUGUUCCGUGGGCGAUAAAUCGCAACCCCGCAAUGUGGGGCCCAGAUGCCGAGGAAUUUAUGCCUGAACGUUGGAUCGAUAAGGAAACUGGACGCGCGACCAUGAAGGGUGGAGCAGAGAGCAACUUUAGUUUCCUGACAUUUUCGCACGGACCAAGAAGUUGUAUUGGCGAGAGGUUUGCGAGGGCUGAGCUGCGGACACUGGUGGCGGCGUUAGUGGGUAGCUUUGCGAUGGAGUUGGCGGACCCGCUGGAAAAAGUCGUCGCAGGUGGUACGAUUACGAGUAAGCCAGUUAACGGGAUGAGGCUGAAGCUGCAGCCAGUGGCAUGGGGCUCUUGCUCUGGAUAG
Messenger RNA from Bipolaris maydis ATCC 48331, 1554 nucleotides. RefSeq names its product cytochrome P450. The record is from RefSeq and is a predicted model, not a curated record. Gene Ontology annotation, molecular function: iron ion binding; oxidoreductase activity, acting on paired donors, with incorporation or reduction of molecular oxygen; heme binding. NCBI's taxonomy places the organism in Eukaryota, Fungi, Ascomycota, Dothideomycetes, Pleosporales, Pleosporaceae.